Cuscuta campestris is the source of this 2085-nucleotide messenger RNA. Lineage: Eukaryota; Viridiplantae; Streptophyta; Magnoliopsida; Solanales; Convolvulaceae. The record is from the annotation of a GenBank genome assembly.
ACAGCAAUAGUGAUUAGAGCUCCAUUUAUUUUUUGAGAAAUUUUGAUACUUGGAGUACUUGAUACAGCCAUGGGAGUCAUUAAGCUACCCAGUGGGGUAUCUUCUGGAAUUACUGCAAAACAAUUUGCUAAUAGAAAAGUUAAGAAAGCAUUUUCUGUUAAGACACUGCAAUGGAAUGAUUAUCAUUAUCAUCAACAUGGAGUGAACAACCUUAGGAAUGGAUUGAGAUUUGGAAGUGUAAAAACAUUUGGAGCACUAAGCUCUUCUGGUUUGGAGGGUGAGUUUGCUUCAACCAGAGAGAGACUCACCAGUGGAUCAAAUGAAGCAUCUAUGUAACUCUGUCGAAGAAGUACCGUCAGCUCGGAGUGUCCAAAAUGAGCUCAUAGUGCUUUCUUUACCAGCUAUUGCUGGGCAGGCUAUUGAACCUUUAGCACAGCUUAUGGAGACUGCUUAUAUUGGAAGGAUGGGUGUAUUGGAGCUGGCUUCUGCCGGGAUUUCAAUAUCAAUAUUCAACAUCAUAUCAAAGGUGUUUAACAUUCCUCUUCUCAGUGUGGCAACUUCUUUUGUUGCUGAAGACAUCUCGAAGUCUACUACAGCUGACAAGAAACAUCUUCCUUCAGUCACCACUGCCUUAGUGUUAUCUGCUGGAAUUGGCUUAUUGGAGGCUGCAGCAAUGUAUCUUAGCUCUGGACUUUUUGUGAGCCUAAUGGGUAUUCCAACAACUUCGCCGAUGCACAUUCCAGCAGAGAAUUUCCUUAAACUUAGAGCACUUGGUGCUCCACCAGUUGUACUAUAUCUUGCCAUCCAAGGCAUUUUCCGGGGGUUUAAGGACACAAGGACCCCUGUAUUAUGUUUAGGGUCAGGAAACCUUGCAGCUGUAUUUUUCUUUCCCAUCUUUAUGUAUAUUUGUCGACUUGGCAUAGCCGGUGCAGCUAUUUCAACGGUUGCUUCGCAAUAUAUUGUAGCCAUUUUAAUGCUAUGGCAUCUUAGUAAGAAGACAUCUUUAUUGCUACCAAACAUGAAGAAUUUGCAAUUUGGUGGCUACUUAAAAUCUGGUGGUUUCCUGCUUGGGAGAACGCUGGCUGCUGUUUUGACAGUGACUUUGAGCACUUCAAUGGCAGCUCGUCUCGGAGCAAUUCCCAUGGCUGCUCAUCAGAUAUGUUUGCAGGUCUGGUUGUCUGCUUCUCUUCUCGCAGACGCUCAAGCUGCUUCUGGUCAGGCUCUCAUUGCAAGUGCAUUCGCCAAACAGGACCUUAACAGAGUCAGAGUGAUCACACUUGUAGCUCUGAAGACAGGAUUAUGUACAGGGAUUUUGUUAGCCGUGGUACUGGGGCUGUCUUUCCCCUCUCUUGCAAAGCUGUUCACCAAUGAUGCCCAAGUGAUAGAUAUUGCAAGAUCUGGACUCCUGUUUGUGAGUGCCAGUCAGCCAAUCAAUGCUCUUGCUUAUAUCUUUGAUGGUCUUCACUAUGGUGUUUCUGAUUUCCCAUAUGCAGCUUCCUCCAUGAUGAUAGUUGGGGCUAUGUCAUCAGCAUUUCUGCUCUAUGCGCCUUCGAUCAUCGGUCUUCCUGCGGUUUGGUCCGGACUGACUCUUUUCAUGGGUUUGCGCACUAUCGCUGGAUUUUAUAGGUUAUCGGCAAAAGAUGGGCCGUGGUGGUUCCUACAAGAUACACGCAAGGACAAGGUACAUUAAAUAAAAAUAAAUUGGUCGAAAAUAUUCAGAUGUUAAAAAUUGGUCGCAGAUAUUCGUGAAAAAAUGGGGGAUCUUUGCACAAUAAACAUUUCCAUGGAGAUCUAUGUCAAAAGUAUAUAUUUGCACUUCAAAGUGUUUAAACUACUUGUAUGUUUCUCUUAAUCUGUUUCACGGACAAUUAUUUUCUGUAAGUCUUACUCUUUACACGGGCGACAAUGGGUUGUCUAGCUACAAUGUAAGUGAAGCUGUUGGGAUCUCGAUCUCGGUGUGACAUGCCCAUACGUGUUAAGCCAUGGUCAAGGUGUAGUUGUCGUAUGGUAAAAAUUGUAGCCAUCCAUAAUGAGCAACCGUAGCCGCUAUGAAAUAUUUCAUGCAACUAAAUAGACUCCUAAUUA